Molecule: messenger RNA, 858 nt
Organism: Penaeus chinensis
Lineage: Eukaryota; Metazoa; Arthropoda; Malacostraca; Decapoda; Penaeidae
Product: protein SON-like
Exons: 1
Source: RefSeq, a predicted model, not a curated record
UCGUCGGCCAAAAAGGAUUUGUCUCGAUCGUCGGCCAAAAAGGAGCUGUCUCGAUCGUCGGCCAAAAAGGAGCUGUCUCGGUCGUCGGCCAAAAAGGAGCGGUCUCGAUCGUCGGCUAAGAAGGAGCUGUCUCGAUCGCCGGCUAAGAAGGAGCGGUCUCGAUCGUCGGCUAAGAAGGAGCGGUCUCGAUCGUCGGCCAAAAAGGAGCGGUCUCGAUCGCUGGCCAAGAGGGAGCUGUCUCGAUCGUCGGCCAAAAAGGAGCGGUCUCGAUCGUCGGCCAAAAAGGAGCGGUCUCGAUCGUCGGCCAAAAAGGAGCUGUCUCGAUCGUCGGCCAAAAAGGAGCUGUCUCGAUCGUCGGCUAAGAAGGAGCGGUCUCGAUCGUCGGCUAAGAAGGAGCGGUCUCGAUCGUCGGCUAAGAAGGAGCUGUCUCGAUCGUCGGCUAAGAAGGAGCUGUCUCGAUCGCCGGCUAAGAAGGAGCGGUCUCGAUCGCCGGCCAAGAAGGAGCGGUCUCGAUCGUCGGCUAAGGAGCUGUCUCGAUCGUCGGCUAAGAAGAUGUCUCGAUCGCCGGCUAAGAAGGAGCUGUCUCGAUCGUCGGCUAAGAAGGAGCUGUCUCGAUCGUUGGCUAAGAAGGAGCUGUCUCGAUCGUCGGCUAAGAAGGAGCUGUCUCGAUCGUCGGCUAAGAAGGAGCUGUCUCGAUCGUCGGCUAAUAAGGAGCUGUCUUGAUCGUCGGCUAAGAAGGAGCUGUCUCGAUCGUCGGCUAAGAAGGAGCUGUCUCGAUCGUCGGCUAAGAAGGAGCUGUCUCGAUCGUCGGCUAAGAAGGAGCUGUCUCGAUCGUCGGCUAAGAAGGAGCUGUCUCGA